Molecule: messenger RNA, 1504 nt
Organism: Hemibagrus wyckioides
Lineage: Eukaryota; Metazoa; Chordata; Actinopteri; Siluriformes; Bagridae
Gene: zswim2
Product: zinc finger, SWIM-type containing 2
Exons: 9
Molecular function (GO): ubiquitin protein ligase activity; zinc ion binding
Source: RefSeq, a predicted model, not a curated record
GUAAGUUUUUAUUGAGAAAAUUAUUUGUGCUCAUUUGUAAGUAUUAGGUCAAAACUGCAGUAAUGCUCCGAAAAAGAGUUUGGAGAGAUGCAGUAAGUAGGCAUCAGGACGAGUCCCUCAACACCACCAUGUCCGUGAAUGAACUUGGGCCAACUGGGUUCCUUAUUAAUGAAGAUGGAGAAUCUGAAAGCUAUAAAGUGUUUCUGGGUGAUCCUCAUACCUGCACUUGUGGAACCUUCCAGAAAGAGAAGGACCUCUGCAAACACAUCUGCUGGCUUUUGAUGCGCAAGUUUCAGCUGCCAAGAAAUCAUGAAUAUUGUUUCCAGCCAGGUCUUGGAGAGAGACAGAUCCUGGAGUUGCUCGAGCAUCCGUACAAGAUGGCCAGUGCCCCAUCGGCCCCUGAAGAUGACGGUACGGUCCGGCAGAAAGGCGUUAGCGAUGACGAUAUCUGUCCCAUCUGUCAAGAAGAGCUGAUUAGGAAAAGACUUCCAGUGGUAUAUUGCAGGUUUGGAUGCGGAAACAACGUUCACAUCUCCUGCAUGAAAGUGUGGGCUGACCAUCAGAGCAGGUCCAAGAAACAAGAAUCUUCCAUUAAUAAGUGCACCGUGUGCAGUUAUUACCACCUGUGUGGGAAAUGCUUUAAGAGAAGCUGUCAUCCUCAACACAGCUUUGCAGUGAGAAGGAAAAGAAAUCAGUCAUGGCAACUAAUGGUGGAAAGCAAGAAAAGCUUAGCUGACAAUCAAGAGAUGUGCACCAACACUAACACUGGUGUCAUGUCACAAGUGGUUCCAGAGCAUGUUUUGAAGAUUUUCCCAGAAAAGCACGUUCUCCCAGGAUCUCGACUUCUGGAACCAGGAAUGCAGUGUCGCCUUUGCUUUCAGAGCUUCCGUGUGGGUCAGCAGGUUAAAAUUCUCCCCUGUCAACACAAGUUUCAUUCUGACUGUAUCAAGAUGUGGUUAAAACAGUCUAUCUGCUGCCCCGUGGACUGGCAUGUCAUCUACAACCCUCUCACGUGGAGAGGUGAUGACAAUAAGCCGAUCUGUACAUCAACUCGUACAAGCCGUGCCCAGAUCAUCCUUACUCAUCAACCAUCCAUCGUCCAGCGCACCCGGGCCCUCGGCAUCGACAGCACACAGAGUGCAACGCCCAAUUCCCGUGAAUCUAGCUCCCUGCAGAGGUGCUUAUCUUUGGAACAAGCUCCAGUCUUGGUGGCUAGAAAGAAAAUGAGUGUAAAGAUAUACUGUCUAAGUCUGUCUGUGUCUUUUCUGGUUAGGAGGAUGGAAGGGUCUUGGAGAACCCAAUAGAGCUUGAAUGUGGUUUUCAGCAACCAUGACAAUUAAUCCCAACUCUCUGUUCGUGGGCGGAACAUACCAUUGAGGUCAGAGAGCGAUGGUGCGGGUGUAGGAGCAUGGUCCAGCAGUGAUAAUCAAAUCAAUCUUGACUUGCAGCCAACAAGCAUACCUAGCAGUGGUACACAAGGAAGGAGCUAAUAGUGUGUUUUUCC